AUGCUUGGAACGGCAGCUGCAGGGGUGACCUCUGUCAAAAAGGUUGUGAGCCAGCCUAGGGAUUGUGUUAGCUCUAUCCAGCAAUUAGGUUACUGGCAACGGGGUAUUAUCAUUGAAAGUUUACCUGAUGAUGUCCAUGACGAGAUUGUCGGUUCCCAUCCAGGCAUGUCGGGCCACUCAGACAUGAUUGGAGUUGCAGAUGCACUUGAUUCCGCCAAAGCGCUUGUUGCAGACGCUUCCUCAGAGGGCGCGCUUGAAACAAUAGUGGAUGUGGUGGCGGAUGGCCCGUAUCCCGUUGUGACUGAGGUUGAAGAGGUUGCAUUUGUCCUGACCUCGGAGCCGUUUGGAGGUGGGGUAGACGCUGUAAGAGUCGCCGAAGUUGAGGCUGGGAAUGUUAUAGAACGGGUCGUCGCCAGGGUAGCCGACGAAUUAUUCGUCACACUCAAGGCAGAGGACAUGUUUGCUUCAAGGGAAGCAGACGGAAGCAGAGUCGCAGUCGGCGGCGCACUUGUAACAAAUGUGGUAGUGUUACACGUCGUUGUGAAGUUGAUCCAAGAGCCGGUUGGGGCGGCCGUUUGGUUGGGGAAGCUGCCGCCGGUAACAAGACCAGAUGUAGUGUCACACGAGGUGCUAGUCACUGCAGUACCAAAUGUGCCGCCAGUCGGGAUCGCGGUCAAAGUCAUAUUCGAAAGCGGGAAUGGAGUACUGGACGUAGCCGUUCUGCUUGUCGAACCAGCGAGAGCUGUUGAGCUGGAUACACUAGGGAAAAGGGGAGACGGGCUCGAAGCUGUGGGCCAAGCAGCACUAGUCAAGUUUGAAAUAGGAUACAGAGGGGAGAUUGUCGGAGCCGCGGUAGCAGCUGGUCCAGUGGGACCGCCGUUUGCGGUGGCGUUGGUCAAUGGGUAUGGCGGCGUUGAGGUUGGGAGGGCUGCCGUGCCGUUCACCAGGCAAGGCCCGAUCAUCAUGCCGCCAGUACACACGGGUAGCGAUGUUGGAGAGGCCAAUUGGGUCGUGACACAUGGGCCGAUCAUCAUGUCGCCCGUGCAUAUGGUGGCCGGUUGCGGAUACGGGGUUGACGACGCUGCAAGGCAUGGUCCAGUCAUGAUGCCUCCGGUACAGAUCGGAAGUAAAGUAGCAUUCGAGGUCGUGUUGGGCCAAGAAGAGCUGGUGGGCAGCGCAAGGCAAGGCCCAGACAUGGGUCCUCCCGUGCAGGUAGGAAGAGAUGCGCUCAUUGCAUCCGUCAAGGAAACCUCGGUGACCGGGCUAGUGGGAGUGGUCGGUAUCGCAGUGCCAUUGCAUGGGUUUCCCAUUACGCCUCCUGUGCACACAGGCAUGGAGGCGCUCCACGCAUCCGUCAAUGAGGUCUCAACGACCGAAUUAGUUGUCGUAGUUGGUGCCGCGGUGCCAUUGCACGGUCCUACCAUAGCACCUCCGCUGCAGAAGGGGAGAGAAGUAUUCCAGGAAUUCGUCAAGGGUACAUCGCUAAAGGAUGUUGCUGAUGUAGUUGGCGGUGGCCAAGUCGCGCCAAUGCAAGGCCCCGACAUCGAGCCCCCGGUGCAUAAUGGGAGCGAUGCACUCAUUGCAUCCGUCAGAGACGUCUCGUACACAGAACUGGAAUCGGUCGUUGUGGUUGCGGGCAGCGAGCCACUCAAAGCGUCGACAUCUCACCACCCGUGCAAAUUGGAAGCGAUGUUGCAGAUGGGGAGCGGCACCGAGGUGUUCGACGCCGGAAGCGUCGAGUUGAAUGUUGUGGUCAAGUUCGACGUCCCAGUUGCGGCAGUGACACAAGCCCCAGUCAUGCUGCCACUGCCGCAGAGGCUGCCCGUUGGACCGACCCCAGGAAGAGUCGAGUUGGUCCAGGGGAAGGGGGGUGUAGACGUGGGUGUCUGUGAAGCUCCCAUCGAGCAGGGACCUGUCAUAGAGCCCGCCGAGCAGAGAGAGGGUAUCACAGUCGUUGACGUAGAGUUGUAUUCAGAGGACGAGAAGUUUGAAGAGGGAGGCGAAGGGGAAGAUAGACGGGAGGUGGUCCCGUUUGUCGGGAGUGCUGAUGCAGCUGUGGUGUCCAACGGGAGGGUUGACAUGCCGAAGGUCUCAGUGCCCGUGGGACCGACUGGGAUUCCCGUGGAGUUGGAAAGAGGGAACGGCGCCGCGGUGGACACAGCAGACUUGGAUGAGGGCGGGCUGGAGAUGCCUGUGCCCUUAGUGGACCAAGUCGCUGUCUCUGUUGCAUUAAGAGUCGGAAAAGAUGAGAGGGGUUGA
Molecule: messenger RNA, 2259 nt
Organism: Gaeumannomyces tritici R3-111a-1
Lineage: Eukaryota; Fungi; Ascomycota; Sordariomycetes; Magnaporthales; Magnaporthaceae
Exons: 5
Coding region: 1-2259 (752 amino acids)
Source: RefSeq, a predicted model, not a curated record